AGUCGAUGUCUAAACACUCGUACAUGCACGUCUUCAAACGCCGGGAAAAAUUAUACAACAGUGACACUUGUGAAAGAAAAAAGUGCGCGUGAACCGCUUUGACACCGUUUUCAGCGGGAACUGGGAAGCAAGUCUCCCGCUGCGUUCCGGUUGCUGUAUAAAUUAAUAAAUGAAACAAAAAUAGUGUGGUUAUAAUUCAAAUCGUUAAGAAUGUCAAUCAGAGGUGUUCAAGAUGGCUCCAGAUCACCUAUGAUGAUCACUGAUUCGUUUUUCGACGAUGGAGGCAGUGAAAGCCCAACAAGUGCUGUCGGUGCGGAGGCCCCUCGGGAACUUCCCAAUGAAUUGUCCGCGCCUUACGAGGUCCCGCAGUUCCCCAUCGAACAAAUUGAAAAGAAGCUUCUUAUACAAAGGCAGCUUAACGUGAAGGCAGCAGAAUGCGGUCAGUCGGUACGUUCGUUCGCGGGCAGCGAGGUGGGCGGCGCCUUAGAGGAAGCUGCGCGCUUCCGCAUCCCCGACGACGACGAGGUGGACGUAGUUCUUCCUCAUUUUCAGCGGGUCGCCAUUAGUGGCGAGGAUACAUCUGGGGUGCCUCUUGAGGAUCUCCAGCAGGCGUCGUCGUACCUGGUGCAGGCGCUGGAGAUCCGCAAGCGUUACAUGGAGAUGUCGCAGCAGAGCUACGCUACCAUCACCGCGCGCUUCGUGAGGAACAUGGACGCGGACGCGCCGCAAAACCACACACCCACCGUGAAAGUGCCUAAGAGCCACAUCGCUGACCACAUUGUCCACCCACCUUUCAAAGAAAAUAAGGACCCAUGGGAGUGUCCGAAUCCAGAUGCGAAAGGCUACACCAUCAAAUCGGAUCGCGGCGUAUUCAAUUUGUACCGACAGGAGGGCGGCGUGGAGAGCCGGGUGCCUUAUGAGUACAUAACCCUCACGCAGUACAUACAGGACAUGAACACAAUGUGCAACAUGAUCGCCGAUGGACCGCUCAAGUCGUUCUGCUACCGGCGGCUGAGCUACCUGUCGUCCAAGUUCCAGCUUCACGUGCUGCUCAAUGAACUGCGCGAGCUGGCCUCCCAGAAGGCAGUACCCCACAGAGACUUCUAUAACAUCAGGAAAGUGGACACGCACAUCCACGCCGCUUCGUGUAUGAACCAAAAACACCUGCUGCGCUUCAUUAAAAAGACGCUGAAAAACCACGCGGAUGAGGUGGUGACCCUGCACAAGGGAACUCCAAUGACGCUGAAGGCGGUGUUCCAGAGCAUGAACCUGAGCACGUACGACCUCACUGUGGACAUGCUCGACGUACACGCGGACAGAAACACGUUCCACCGUUUCGACAAAUUCAACGCAAAAUACAAUCCCAUCGGUGAGAGCAGACUGAGGGAGGUGUUCCUCAAGACCGACAACUACAUGAACGGGAAAUACUUCGCAAGAAUCAUUAAGGAAGUGGCUUUUGACUUGGAAGAGAGCAAGUACCAGAACGCGGAGCUGCGGCUCUCGAUCUACGGCAAGAGCCCCACCGAGUGGGCCAAGCUGGCGCGCUGGGCCAUCCAGUACGACGUACAUUCCAACAACGUGCGCUGGCUCAUACAGAUACCUCGUCUAUACGACAUCUUCAAGUCGAACAAGAUCAUGAACAACUUCCAGGAGUUCCUCAGCAACAUCUUCCAGCCGCUAUUCGAGGUCACCAACGACCCCAACAGCAACACUGACCUGCACAAAUUCUUGACCCACGUGGUUGGCUUCGAUAGCGUGGACGACGAGUCGAAGCCGGAGAACCCAAUCCUGGACCCCGACGUGAAGAUCCCCGAGGAGUGGGACGACGAGGAGAACCCGCCCUAUGCGUACUACCUCUACUACAUGUACGCCAACAUGACCGUGCUCAACCACUUCCGCAAGGAGCAAGGUUUGAACACUUUCGUGCUUCGGCCACAUUGCGGGGAAGCGGGACCCGUCCAGCAUCUUGUAUGCGGCUUCAUGCUAGCUGAGAAUAUUUCCCAUGGGUUGCUGCUCAGGAAGGUGCCGGUGCUGCAGUACCUGUACUACCUGGCGCAGAUCUACAUCGCGAUGUCGCCGCUCAGCAACAACUCGCUGUUCCUGAACUAUCACCGCAACCCGCUGCCCGAGUUCCUGGCGCGUGGCCUUUGCAUCACGCUCAGUACCGACGACCCGCUGCAGUUCCACUUCACCAAGGAGCCGCUGAUGGAGGAGUACAGCAUCGCGGCGCAGGUGUGGAAGCUGAGCUCGUGCGACAUGUGCGAGCUGGCGCGCAACUCCGUGCUCAUGUCCGGCUUCCCGCACGAGAUGAAGCAGUACUGGCUGGGCCCCAACUACAUGAAGGAGGGUGUGGCCGGCAAUGACAUAACUCGCACCAACGUGCCUGACAUACGUAUCUCUUUCCGCUACGAGACUCUGCUUGACGAACUUACCAAUAUUUUCAAGAUACAACAGUGUGCUACGAUCUUCUCUACUGAAGUCACAUCUCUCAGUCCACCAAUAUUCAAAUGGCCUUUCGCCCUCGACGUCGCCGCCGCCCAACAUUAACGUACCCAUCGUGAGCCUCAAACGCCCUUCGCUCGUUUGACCCUUAGUUUUUAACCAAAUAUUAAUAUAUCAUAUAUUUUAUUAAUUAUUAUAUAAGUCCACUCGACACACUUGACAAAUGGCAACAGUUUUCUAUUUUUUUUUAAACUAUAUUUUUAAAUGUUACAGUAUAGUUUUAUUUUUAUCCUGAAUCUGGGAGGCAUUUCAUCAACAUAAAUUGCACAUGGACACAUUCAGAACCGAAACAAUUAGUUGUAGGCCAUAGAAAUACUUGUUCCGUGCGAGAUUUGAACCCGGAAUUCUACAGCGCCGCGACUAAACAUAAGCUAAGCUCUGAGCUACGGAACCGUCAAUACUAUAUUCAGCGCCGACUAUAUUUCACACGAAACUGUACUGUAUAAUAGUGGACAUACACGUAUGUAUGUAUUAGAAAUAAUAGUAAUAACUAUAUGAAUUUAUAAUGACACAUACAUACGUAUGUAUUACUAUAAAUUAUAAACCAAUCAGGGUAUGAGACACUGUUUUAAUACUUUAUUUAAUCGACGUGGUAGUAAGCGCGGCAAAACUGUGAGAAUAACAUUUUAAAGAAUAGAAUUUUUUUUUUUUUAAUUUAUUUUGGCAACAAACAGUCGUAUACAAAAGAAAAUGCAAUACAAACAACUUAUCUCUUAAAAAUUGACCUACAGUGCCGAAAAGUUAAACACAAUUUAAAAGAAAGUUACAUGGUAACACUACAUAGCUAUUAUUUACAUAACAAAACGACUAAGUACAGAAGCAUUAAUAGAAUAUAUAGGUAUAUAUACAUAUACAUACCAAAAAAAAAAAUUGCAACUCACUUGCAAACCUUACUUAAAUUGGUUUUUAAUGUUUGUUUUAAGGUAUUGAGAGAUGUGUUAAAAAGGUCGAUAUUAGUAAAUUGUUUAUUAUAUAAGUCAGUGGAACGGUAUACGAAUGCGUUACGAGUAUAUCUUUUAUGUAACCGCGGAGGAACAAAAAGUGGCAUUUUACGUGAGGAUCGCACUGGAAGACGAGCACGAGCAAUAAAUGAUACCUUUGAGAGAAGUAGAGAAGAGUCAAUUAAAUUAUUCAAGAGAAUUGUUUUAAAGACACAUAUUUGCUUCAGAUUCAUUUGUCAUUACAUUCUUUUUUAACAGUUUGUUAUUUGUAAAUUUAGAAGCAGCUGAAGUCUCUAGAACUUGUUAUUCCAAACAUUAAAAUGUAAAAGAGAAACGGGACAAAGGUCUUAAUAGGAUUUUUGCAGCGAUAACUUGACUACCAAUGUUGCUAGCAGCAGACGGUGGAAAACUGUACUCCCGUUUAGGAAGAUUGGGGCUGGAUGUUUGUCUAUAUGCAAUUUAAAAAAAAAGGUGUUGUAGUCGUAUUUAAAAAAAAAUCAUCACUUGUUUUGGCACGUGCCUUUUUACCUGAUUACCACAGAAGGUGGGUAAUAUUUAUUUUUAAAUUAUAUGUACAACUUCUUCUUGCUACUGCCUUAGUUUAAAUAUUUUUAAGUGUACUUAUAAUUUGCUAAUCAAUAGCCUUUGAUAAUAGAUUAAGAAAAAUAAUUUAUUUAGAAUAAAAUAUGACCGUAUAGCCAUUUAUUAAAUCAAAUAACUUUCUUAUCAAAAAGUAAUAAAAAAUGUUGUUAAUUUUUAAAUAAUAGAAAACGUCUAUAUUAAUAUUAUUUUAAUUCCGUUUCUAUAUUUAUUUUAUAGAUAUAUUAAAGUUCAAAUUAAAAAAAAAUAACUGAACGUUUUUACUUUAUAAUAUACUUAAGUUAUACAUAAUAUGUAAUUUUAAAAAUAAAUAAUAUUUGAC
Molecule: messenger RNA, 4365 nt
Organism: Parnassius mnemosyne (clouded apollo)
Lineage: Eukaryota; Metazoa; Arthropoda; Insecta; Lepidoptera; Papilionidae
Source: the annotation of a GenBank genome assembly